Molecule: messenger RNA, 3883 nt
Organism: Micropterus salmoides (largemouth bass)
Lineage: Eukaryota; Metazoa; Chordata; Actinopteri; Centrarchiformes; Centrarchidae
Gene: srbd1
Product: S1 RNA binding domain 1
Exons: 21
Coding region: 101-3178 (1025 amino acids)
Biological process (GO): nucleobase-containing compound metabolic process; translation
Molecular function (GO): mRNA binding; structural constituent of ribosome
Source: RefSeq, a predicted model, not a curated record
AUGUUGUCAUUGGUUGAACUCAUACUGUUGCAGGAAGCAGCCUACUAUUUACAACCUGCUUCCAGCGGAGUACCUACAAAUAAUUUGAGCAUUUUCAAAGAUGAUGCGAAGACCCCGAGCAUCAACUGCCAAAGCUGUGAAGUUACAGGACGGAGACAUGGACACCGACCUGUCCUUUUCCCAGACAAUGAGUAGCGAUGAGGACAGUGAGGAAUGGAGGCCACCAGAGUCAAAGCCAAAAGUCCCUAGCAAGACUGCCAAAGCCCCUGCAGCCAAGGAGAAGAAAGUAGCUGUGAAGAGAACUGCUAAACCAAAGGAGCCGAAAGCACCCAAGCAACCUAAAGUUCCCAAAGUGCCUAAAGAUCCGAAGCCAAGAGCACCACGCAAACCUGCAGCAGAGCGAAAAACACAGGCCGCUAAAGUUCUGAAGGGUACUUGUGCACCUGAGUUGGCUGGAACAAAGAGGAAAAAAAUUGAUGAAAAAAAGAAUGAUGAGGCUGGAGAAGACAAAGGAGAUAAACUAACAGACUGUCCAGAGCGAGAAAGGACUGAAGAGAGUGGGCCAAGUAUAAGAAUGAAGGAGGAGAGGGUGUCAUUUAUCGUGUCAGAAUCCCACCAGGCAGACACAUGGGCAGGAGAGGGAUCAUCACUAGCUGGGCUUAGAACAAAGAAAGAAGAAGUAGAGGAGGAGGAUUUCACGUUUGAUGAGCCCUGUCAAAAGAAACAGAAGACCAGUGGUGCCUGCCUGGGCCAACCAACUGCUUUACCAUCAUCUGAAGCACAAUCUCUGAGGAAUGACCUCAAUAUGAACUGGGACUUGAUAGAGCUGCUGUCCAUCCUGACAUGUGUGGAGCGAUGGGUGUGUGUAAAUAUCAUUGCGCUGCUUCGUGAGGAAAACACGGUGCCAUUCAUGGUGCGCUACCGCAAAGACAUGAUUAACCACAUGGACGCCGAUGCCGUCCGAGAUGUCCAGCUGGUAUAUGAGGAGUUAUGCUCUCUUGCCAAGAAGACUCAAUCUGUUAUUCAGACCCUGAAGAAGGAUGGGGUUUUGACAACUGAGUUGGAACAAAACCUUAGGAGCUGCCGAUCAGCUGAUGAACUGGAUCAUGUGUAUUCCCCCUAUAAGAAAGGCAGUAAGCUGACGAAGGCUCGCAGGGCCAAAGCACUUGGCCUUGAGGUGGCAGCCACUACACUGAUCAACUCACCACACACUCUGGAUUUAAGGGCAUGGGUAAAACCUGGUACUGAGGGUCUCUCAUCAGUGGAAGAAGUGGCAACAGGUGUAGAGCACAUCUUGGCUGAUAUGAUAGCCAAAGACCCUGAGACACUCACCUACGUGAAAACAUUGUGUGAAAACAGCUUUGUGACCAUCCAGUCCUCCGUGUCCAAAUCGGCACUAAAGGAAAGAGAGCAGGAGAAGUCUGUCCAAGGUCACAAAAAACCAGGGGCCCCGCAAAACAAAAACAAGGACAUCGACAAGUUCCACCUCUACUUUGACUUCACCUGUAACAUCCAGCGCAUCCAGCCCCAUCAGACCCUGGCUAUUAACCGAGGGGAGAGUCUGAAGAUUUUAACAGUGAAGGUGAACAUUCCCGACAGGGUGAAGAAUGACUUCACUAGGUGGUGCAUCAACAACAGGUGGAGGCCAAAGACGUUUGCAAGAGAAGAGCUUCAUGCAAUCAUUAGGAAUGCAGUAGAGGAUUCUUUCAAAAGGCUUAUUCUGCCUUUCCUCACCAGGAGUUACAGGACCAAGCUGACGAGUGCUGCAGAGAAGGAGUCAAUCGCCAUGUUUGUGCGGAACCUCCGGCAGCGCCUGUUGCUGUGUCCAGUCAGGGGCUGCGUCAUCAUGGGGGUGGACCCUGGCUUUAGACAUGGCUGUAAGCUGGCAGUUCUCUCUCCCACUGGUCAGAUUCUCCAUACUGAUGUUGUGCACCUGCAUAAUUCAGGCCAGCACAAAGAAGCAGACAAACUGCGCCACCUUAUGAUUAAAUACAGCUGUACCAGGGUUGUCAUUGGCAAUGGAACAGCAUGUCGUGAGACUGAGUCCUUCUUUGCUGACCUCAUCUCUAGGCGCUAUUUUAACCCCCUGGACGUGUCCUACUGUAUAACCAAUGAGGCAGGAGCAUCCAUCUACAGUGUGAGUCCUGAGGCUGUUAAAGAGAUGCCAGACUUGGACCCCAACCUUAGGAGUGCAGUGUCCAUUGGAAGACGUGUCCAAGAUCCACUGGCUGAGCUUGUGAAGAUUGAUCCUAAACAUAUUGGCAUUGGAACAUACCAGCAUGAUGUGUCAGCAGGAGCUCUGAAGGCAGCACUGGACGGUGUUGUGCAGGAAUGUGUGAGCUUCGUCGGGGUGGACAUUAACAUCUGCUCCGAGACUCUGAUGAGGCAUGUAGCAGGCCUAAAUGCGGGCAGGGCACGGAAUAUUGCAGAGUGGAGAGAGCAGAAGGGUCCCUUCAUCAACAGGGAGCAACUCAAACUGGUCAAAGGCAUGGGGCCCAAGACCUACCAGCAGUGUGCCGGCUUCAUUAGAAUCAACCCACAAACCAGCAGUGCCAAAUCCUCACCUCACCCUGCACCAGCAGUGCCAGAGAAAGCAACAGCUAAGAAGGGCAAAGGAAAGACUUGUGUCAACAUACCAACCUCAUUUAAUCCUCUGGACCAGACCUGUAUCCACCCAGAGUCCUACCAUGUGGCAGAGAGAUUUCUGUCCCUCGUGGGUGGGAGUGCAGACCAGAUCGGGAGUGGAGGCCUGCGACAGUGUGUGGAGAGCAAGGUUAGGACCAGCAGUGUCGAGGAACUGGCCAAGACAGUGGACACCACACCUGAGACCCUUAAGCUUAUCAUAGAUGACCUCACCCGGCCCCCUGGGUUUGACAUACGACAAAAUUUUAGGCAGGCGGACUUUAAGCGGGGCAUUGUGUCGAUGAGUGAUCUGCGGGUGGGUGCGGUGCUGACAGGCCGGGUGGACAACACAACUCUGUUCGGGGCUUUUGUAGAUAUCGGUGUUGGCCGAGCGGGCCUGAUACACAAGAGCAACAUCACCCUGGACAAACUGCCUGUCAGCCAGCGCCGUCGCAGCCUGGCUUUGGGACCUGGGGAACGGGUGGAGGUCCGGGUCCUGAAUGUGGACCCGCAGAGGGGACGGAUUGGCCUGGAUCUGAUCAGGGUCCUGCAAUAGAGUCACUUAUUUCCUAAAAUUCAUAUUCUGGUUGGACUUCUGACACAAAGCUACUGAGAGGCAUGAUGGUCACAGUGACUGUGGAUGAGAACUUAUAUUGUUCUUAUAAGCAGAACUGAACAGGGCAGCCUUGUUGAGUGUAUUCAUAUGAAUGACCUUUACUGUUGCUUUUGUCAGGCUUAUCUUUAGCCUGUGUAUAUGGUUCCUGUGUAUCAUUAGUGGUACUUUGCUUGCGAUUGAACACUAAACCUGACUGCCUAGGCAAAAUGUCUUAAAAUGUUUUAUUCUCUCAACUUCCUGGCUAGCCAUCUGCACACACUGCCAUCUACAGAUCAUUAGAGGAGACUCUGAUAGGGCGGUUUAUUGAGACGGAAUUCAUAAUUGUUUGCACUUCAGCAGUAACGCUGAUAGCUACAUAUUUGAGCUGUAGUUGUUUAUUUUCUAUGAAUAUAAUAAUAUAUAUUAUAUUAUUCAUAUACUUCACAUUAAACUCUUUAAGAUAUGUUUUAUUUUGUACUGCUUUGAACAGUUUGUCAAAGACAGAUCAUUGUUAUUCCAAGCAGACUUUGUUUACUGUUGUUGCGGACACUUGAACAAACUCACUGAAGGACUCAACUUGUAAUCUUAAACAGAUUUUACCUUGUUAAAAGACAGGCUUUAUCUGCUGAUGUGGUUCUGACAUUAAAAGCAUUUCCUGUGUACUUU